This is a messenger RNA of Aspergillus caelatus, 3033 nucleotides long. It is a transcript of the gene chiA1, whose product is annotated as class III chitinase ChiA1. Gene Ontology annotation, cellular component: extracellular region. Gene Ontology annotation, biological process: carbohydrate metabolic process. Gene Ontology annotation, molecular function: chitinase activity. The transcript is spliced from 3 exons. The record is from RefSeq and is a predicted model, not a curated record. NCBI's taxonomy places the organism in Eukaryota, Fungi, Ascomycota, Eurotiomycetes, Eurotiales, Aspergillaceae. Bases 1 to 3033 code for a protein of 1010 amino acids.
AUGGUUUUCAGCAAGAGUCUCGCCGUUGCUGCGGCAGCCUUAGCCGUCUCUCCUUUGGUGCAUGCCUUCAACGCCCAGUCGAAGUCCAAUGUUGCGGUCUACUAUGGCCAAGGAUAUAACCAGCCGCGCCUCAGUCAUUUCUGUCAAGAGUCCGCACUAGAUAUCAUCAACAUUGGAUUUGUUAAUGGAUUUCCUGACCAGAGCCCUGCCAAUUGGCCUGGCAGUAACUUUGGCAAUCAAUGUGAUGGACUGACCUAUGAGAUUGGUGGAGUCAAGACCGACUUGCUCUCGGGCUGCCAUCAGAUCAUGGAAGAUAUCCCGAUCUGCCAGGCAGCCGGUAAAAAGGUUCUAUUGUCUAUAGGAGGUUCUACCCCCGACAAUCAGGAACUCCUCUCGACAGAGAGUGCUAUUGGAUUUGCCGAAUUUCUCUGGGCAUCCUUCGGCCCCGUGGACGAUACUUGGGUGGCAUGGGGCGGUCCCCGUCCGUUUGGCAACGUAUCCGUCGACGGAUUUGACUUCGAUAUAGAGCACAACGGUGGAUUUGGGUAUGGAGCUAUGGUCACCCGCUUUCGUGAGCUUUUUGCCGGAAAACCUGAUCAAAAAUUCUACCUGUCCGGGUCCCCUCAAUGCCAUAUACCCGAUAAGCAACUGAGCCUCGCAAUCGCAACAUCCGCAUUUGACUUUGUCUGGGUGCAAUUUUACAAUAAUGACGAUUGCUCCGCGCGUAACUUCGUUACUGGGGAGGGUUUCAACUUUGACGCUUGGGUCGACAUCAUCAAGUCUGGCGGUAACCCAGCUGCAAAGCUCUUCGUCGGCCUGCCUGGCAGUGAAUCUGCGGCGCUUGACGGGUACUACUUGACUCCCGAUGAGGUCAAGCCUUUGGUCAAAAAAUACAUGAAGCUGUAUCCUGAUGUAUUCGGAGGUAUCAUGGUUUGGGAGGCGACCCAGUCUGAUCGAAACCAGAUCAACGGGACCAGCUACGCAGGACACAUAAAGAGGAUCCUGACUGAACUGGAUCCUACGCCUCCCGCUCCGACGACGUCCCUUUCCAGCUCCAUCAUCGCAUCAAGCACUCCCGUUCGGUCGAGUACUCCAGUUAUUUCUAGUACACCAACGCCGUCAAGCACUCCUGUUCAGUCCAGCUCGCUAGUCACUUCUUCAACCCCGCUGGCAUCUAGCACACCUGGCCAUUCAAGCUCUCCUAUCGCUUCAACCACUCCCAUCCAGUCCAGCACUCCUGUCCAAUCGAGUACCCUUAUUGUAUCCAGCAGCCCUGCUCGGUCCAGCACGCCUGUCCAGUCUAGUACUCCGUUUCGGUCCAGUACUCCAGUUCAUUCCAGCAUUUCAGCUCACUCAAGCACCCGUAUUGUGUCCAGUAGCCCUGUCCGGUCUAGCACUCCUGUCCACUCUAGUGCAACAACUCACUCGAGUACUCCUAUCAUAUCAAGAAGUACUGUUCAGUCUAGUGCUCUGGCUCACUCGAGUACCACUACUGCAUCAAGCACACCUGCUUCGUCUAGCCCGCUAGUUCAUUCAAGCACCCCUAUUCAGUCAAGUCUCCCUCAGUCAUCAAGCACAACUGCUCAAUCAAGUACCCCAGCCAGUUCUGCAACCAUCUCAAUGCCUAGUGUUCCUGGUCGGUCGUCUACCCCGGCCACAUCUAGGACACAAUCAGCAUCUGUCAUCACCGGUCACUCGAGCUCGCAGAUCAGCUCUAAGUCUUCGCUAACAUCCGGGAUGCUGACAAGAUCGAGCUCAGCAGUUGCCUCACGGACAACAUCUGCCUCGGCAAUCCUGACAGAGACGAUUUCGCCAAUACCUUCCGGAACACCAAUUCAUUCUGGGAACACCUUUUCUUCCGCGGAGCUUACCUCGCCGGCCACCUCAACUCCUUCAACCCCGCCGGUCACUUCUGGGGAGCCAAGUCUAUCAAUCUCAGCAACAGUAUCCGAAAACCACUCUUCUAUCAAGCCGGGUGUGUCGACAACGUCCAAUCCAACUGGUACCCCGGCAUCCUCCACUGUACCUGCACCAUCUACUGCUUCUACUUCAAACUCCUCAAGUACCUCCACUGUCAAUUCAAACCCAACAGGUCAAUCCAGCCCUACCAAGUCGCACACUCCUCAUAGUGCUACUGCCUCCUCGUCGGCCCAAGCAGCUAACCCAACCACAUUAACGGGCUCAGAGCCGGACAACGGAAACGGAACAGUUACUAGCACGAUUACUUCCGGAAUAGUGACCCCUUCCGUCACACCUACCGGUACUACCUCGGAGCCUCUCACUGUCACGACUGUUAUCGUCACCUCGUACAUCGAUAUCUGUCCCACGGGAUUCACAACGAUCACCACGACUUAUACCACGACCUACUGCCCUGGAACAGUAUCCGCAACCGCUACAGCCACGAACGCCCCCUCUGAACCGGGGUCACAGACCGCUAUCCCUACCCCCCCUGAGGGCUGGACCUCAACCGUGACUGUCUGUACGCACUGUGCACCAACACCAACCACGGUGACUCUUACUCUACCCGUGACUACCACAACUACUGAACCUAUCACUGUGCCAGCACAGCAGACCACCGAUGUUCUACCUGCUGAGGGCUGGACCACAACAGUUACUGUCUGUACGAAAUGCGCAUCAACGCCAACUACUUUGACGCUUACUGUACCUGCCACGGGAGCUGGAGCUGGCUCUAACCCCGUCAACCCUACCAGCACCAUCCCUGUCGGGCAGACUAGCAGCCCAUCCGGACAUGAGAGCUCCAUUGAACCCAUGGUUACGAAUACUGUCAUCAGCCACAGCCAGAGCCUUUCAAGGACUUCUUCUGCGAUUGUUAGAACAGGCAGUGUACAUCCGCCGUCCUCAACAUUGGCUGUUAGACCCUCGACUAGUGGAUCUCGAGUUCCCAUGGCUCCUGGCGAGACGCAGGAUACUGUGUCACCCAUCUUCACAGGUGUUGCAUCACAGCCUGCUAGACUAGGCCACGGAGCUGCUGCUCUCAUCGCUCUUGUUGUGGCUGUUAUCCUUUUGAUAUGA